UCAGAGGAGUCCUAUGUUGUGGUCAACAUAGUUCAUCUGGAUCGAUUGGCAAUGACGGUCAGAUAGUGAUAAUGGUCAGAUUUUAUUCCAAGACACAUUCUUACCCUGAACCGACAGCAACACCCCUUUUGGCAUUCUUCCUCCGUUAUCCCAACCCAUUCGCCCGACAUGUACUCUCAGUAGACGUCCUCUCCCGUCGGAUAGAUCCUCAAACAGGUCAAUUACAUACCACUCGACUUAUUCUCAAACGGGGUAUAUUACCUAAAUGGGCGAAUCAGUGGUUACCUGUCGCUGGCGCUAGUGGAGGAAGGGGUUUAGAUGCUUGGGUUUUGGAAGAGAGUGUUGUGGAUCCUCCAGACUGGGGAGAUCCCUCGAGCGUGGCUUCAACUUCAAUUCACUCUCCUUUUACAACAUCUGUCUCACAAUUGUCAUCUUCAAUAUCAUCUUCACCAUCACUGUCUCAAUCAUCAUCGUCAUCAACACCAACACCAACAACAGAAACAUUAUCUCAAUCAACAACACCAUCAUCAACUUACCAAUAUGUAUCAUCUUACGAAGACCAGAGGACGGGGUCGGUACUAGAGACGGCAGAAGAGGAAGAACACUCAAGAAGACAACCUAGACUACGUGUGGUCCAGGGGAAUUUGAAUCAUCGGAAGUUCAUGCACGUCAUAGAAGGUGGGGAGAUAGUUGCUGGUCCAAAUGGAAGCACUCUUCAUCAUACCACCGCUGAGAUCCGGUCCAACUUUGGAGGAGCUUGGUCUAAUUUAGUCAGACAGAGAAUAGAGUCGUAUGGAAUUGGGAAGUUUGAAGUAAACACCGAGACGGCGAGAAAAGGCAUGGCGUUGAUAUUGGAUUUGUUACGAAGACGAGAGCCACUGCCGGGGAGAGAAGAAGUGGAUGAUGAAGAGGGAAAGUGA
Molecule: messenger RNA, 920 nt
Organism: Tremella mesenterica DSM 1558
Lineage: Eukaryota; Fungi; Basidiomycota; Tremellomycetes; Tremellales; Tremellaceae
Exons: 3
Coding region: 72-920 (282 amino acids)
Biological process (GO): phospholipid transport
Cellular component (GO): mitochondrial intermembrane space
Molecular function (GO): phosphatidic acid transfer activity
Source: RefSeq, a predicted model, not a curated record